CUCGACUGCCGGAACGAGAGGGAAUGUUCACGACCGCCUGCGAGCUUUGGGUCGACAUUCGGCUGUCGCUGAAGAAGAAGCAGAAUCAGGCAGUGACGAUGGGAAACGCCCCUCACAGCAGAGGACCCUUCGGUAAUUGAUUGAUCCGGCUCAAUUCGCAUCAACGAGCGGUCCACCAGCUGUGCUGUCUGGAGUGUGGUGUGUGCAGGUCUCCGUGACGACGGCUACGUGCGUCAGGGUGGCUACCGAUACAAAGGGUCAGCCAAGGCAUGCAAGAUCACCAAGGAGACGAUGAACAAACAAGGGUGAUUCCCCAUAUCGUGUCUGUCUGUGUGCGUGAGUUUGCGUAGAGGUCUGAAGGAUGGCAAGCGACACGGUCACGGCAUCCUUCUCUACCCGUGAGCAAUCACGAGGAUAUCUAUCAUGCACACAUGAAUGACUGACUGACUGACUGACGCAUGACGUGAGCACCUCUCUGUUCUGUGUGUGCACUGCAGCAACGGUGCUGUGUAUGCGGGUGAGUUUGCCGACCACUUCCAGAACGGAUUCGGCGUCUACGUCGCCCCCAACUUCAACAGAUACGAAGGUCACCAUACCACAACAUCAAACACACCACACCAUCACACACACCACACCGUCACACACACGGCACACAUGUGUCUGUUGUGCGGCUGUGUUGGGUGGGUGCUUCAGGCCAGUGGAAGGACGGCAAGCGGGAGGGGGCGGGGAUCGAACGACACUUUCGCUCGGGCGUCUCCUUCACGGGUGCGAUGCGAUGCGAUGCGAUGGGGGAGACAAACAGAGGGAGGGACACGGCCGACGGAUGACGUGCGGCUGUGUGUGUGGUGUGCACUGCAGGCACAUGGGUGGGCGACGUGCGUGACGGGGAGGGCGCCAGGUGGAAACCCAACGGACAAGUCGUGCGGUCAGUCCAGUCAGCUCGCGAAUCACACAGAUAGAUAGCAUCGAUGCGCACCCCUACCACAUCUCAUCUAUUGUCUCCUCCGCCGUCGUGUGUGUUCCUGUACAUGUGUAUGUGUAUGUGUAUGUGUGUGAGUCAGAGAGGUGUGGCAGCGGGGUCAGCAGGUGACGCCGUCCGCCUUGGAGAGACAAGAAAGCGACUCCGUCUCAAGUAUGCAUGCCAACCUCACCUUACGCGCACACCCAUUGCAAUACACAGACACUAACGGCCCCCCACCUGUCUGCAGGUGGCACGGAUGACGAUGACGAUUUGUUGGCUGCGGCCAGCCCCCCGCACGACACCGACAGCAACUCGCCGGCGGUGCCUCACGCCAGACGACACAAGAGCAGGCGGCCCAAGGACCCUUCACCAGCCACACACGACCAAAGCAACCCCACCGAGUUCAUCAACCAACACAUUUACACCCUCUCGCAGAAACUGCUGCAGCAUCUGCGGGACGAUGAGUGGGAGAGUGACUAUGAGGGUGAGGACCCCCAGUGCCAGCAGUGGAGCGCCGUCCGCCACACGCUCACCGGGCUGGCGGAGCUGCACGCCCAGCACCAGCAGCAGAGCGGCGACAUGGAUGCGGGCAAGGAGUUCGGCAGCAGGAGCCAGUUUCUGCGGGCAAUAGGGUACCACUGGCCGUAUGUGGGUGGGUAUGACCUGGAGCGGAGCCUCGACUACCUGCGCAGCCGCAAUGUGGAGAUCGCCGGGGCACAGGAGCUGGAGGAAGUCUACUUCCGUAUCAUGGACACUCCGGGUGGGUGGGGGGGUGCACGCCACGCCCUGGGCAGAUGUCUAGAUGUGUCAAUCUGUGUGUGUGGGUCAGUUGAGGAGUGGACUCCCUCAGAGGUCGGCGUGUGGCUCGCACAGAAGGACCUCUCACGGCUGAUCGAAAACUUCAUGUGAGUGUCAGUCAUGUCAGAGAGAGCCCAUUGGCCACCCUCACUCACACUCACACCCGACAAUUUGACGCUUCUGUAUGUAUGUGUGCAGGGAGGCGCAGGUGACGGGCAAGAGGCUGCUGGACAUGGACCACCGCGCCCUCAAGGAGGAGGUCAGCGUCAUCCCUUUCGGCCACAGGGCAAGGGUCCUCAAGGCCAUCAAGCAACUCAAGUAACUAUCCCAACCCAUCAGCACACACACACAGUCACACAAGCCACACACGUGUGUGCGAGUGCAUUGCAGGGAGUUCAAGAAGAACCGCGACAUCGGAAUGUUCUACGAGACGCGCCGGGGCUCGGUGCCCAUCCCGCCACCCGUCCCAGCCCUGCCCACCAAACAGCCGGACAGCGACAUCGACCCGCCCACGGCCAACUCGGGCGUCCAACAAAGGUAGGUAGGUAUCUAUUCAUGUGUGUGUGUGUGGGUGGGAGAGAGGGAGAGAGCGAAAGACACAGACUGACAGCACAGCAUCCUUGCGUGUGUGUGGUAUGUAUGCAUGCCUAUGGUAUGGUGUGUGUCCGUCAGUGAGACCGACGACACGUCAGGAGACAUCCCCGACCCCCAGCGGAACGACAGGAAGCGCGAGGCCGUCAUGAUGACCGGCAGGGACAGGGCCAGGCAACAACAGUACGGACCUGACGCGCCACAACCGCCAAACGGACCACGUGGACAGGUGGGCUGACCGACACACAACACCAUCCUCACCCUGUGCCUCAUGGAUGGAUGCAGGAGUCUGGGAGUGAGCUGUCUCUGCCAGUGGGCAGCGGCGCGUCGGUGCCCCGCCACCCGCCCCGAAGGCGCCCCCGGUCGGACAGUGAGAGCACCGUGAGCGUGCCGCAUGGCCUGGACCUCAUCGACGCCAGGGCGCACGCGGCUUCCAUCGCAAUCGACUUCAAACAGCUCACUUUCCUCAAAAAGGCAAUGGGAAACUCACACGCACCGCAGAGAGAAUGGGUUUGGUUUGCGUGUUGUCCAUUUCAUUUGUGUGUGGGGUGUGGUUGAUUGGAUGGUUUAUGCAGAUAGGUGAGGAGGGUCGCAGUCGCAUGUACCGGGGUCGCUGGCUGGGCAAGGACGUGGCCAUCAAGGUCUACAAGGGCAAACUACUCAGAGAGAAAAUGUGGUACACGACUCCAGCCACUCACUACACCACAGACAGACCACACACGGCACCCCCCAUGUGUGUGGUCUGUGUGUGUUUGUGCAGGGUGGAGUCAUUGGUUGCCUUGAGUGAGAUGCGCCACCCCCACAUAGCGCUCUUCAUGGGCAUCGCCGUCAGACCAGAGGUCAGCAGAUAAGAUAUACACCCAGACAGAGAGAGAGGACAUGCUGGAACGAGGCUCGUCUGUCUGUGUCGCCUGUGUGUGUGUCAGCCGCCCACGUGCUGCAUCGUGACAGAGUACCUGCCAAAUGGAUCCAUAUUCGAGUCAGCGAGCUACCAACCAACCACCUCUUCACACACACAUGCCUGUGUGUGCCUGAUCAGGUUGAUCCACCCCAACACCCCCCAGUCGCUCGACCUGCCCUCCCACGCCGGCGGCCACACACGAACCGCCCCGCCCUCGUCAUUCAUGCCACCACACACACACGUAAACACCGCACCCCCAUAGGAUGCCUCGCACCAUAACGCCACCCACUCACUCACUUGUCUCUCUGUGUGUGUCUGUGGUCAGGCGAGCUCCUCAGCAGCGAGCCGAGCGGCGGCAGCUCAGCAGGGCCGCGGGUUGGGCGCGUCGAGCAGCCAUGCUGGCAGGGUUGGUGGUCGGCUGAAGCUCAAGGACGGGCCCGUCACCAUACAGCUGCUGCUCAGAAUCGCCAGGUGAGUCAGUGGCUUGUGGGCGGAUGGAAUGGGAUGGCUGAGUGCACUCGCUCAUUGACUGGUGUGGCCGCCUGGUUGUUUGUGUGUGUAGGGGCAUUGCCUUGGGCUGCGCCUACCUCCAAAAGAGAGGGGUAUGUCUUCACAUGGAGAGAGGCAAAGGGGAGGCGAUGCGGCCUGUAUGUGUGUGUGUGUGUGUGUGUAGAUUGGUCAUUUGAAUCUGAAGCCCUCCAACGUCCUCAUCGACGAGACCAUCAACGUCAAACUAUGCGACUUUGGUAGGCACAGACACACACACACACUUCCCUCGCCACCUCCAUCUUUGGGUACCCUUCCUCCCUCCCUGCCUCCUUUCGUUCGUCAGGUCUGCGUGACUUCGAGGAGGCCUUCCGCCCCCCUUACCGCGGCGAGCGGUGCAGGCGGCCGCUGGCCUGGUGCGCCCCUGAGGUGCUGCGCUCGGACAGUGCGCUGGGUCGCGACUGGACGGCAGACGUCUACUCGUUCGGGAUGAUCUUCUGGGAAAUUGUUAGUCAAGCCCAACCGGACACACACACUCGCGUGGAUGUCUGUGUAUCUGCCUGUCUGUCUGUCUGGCGUGUCUGAUUGCUCAGUUGACGUGCCGCGUCCCCUACAGCGACCAAACCAAUGCGCAGAUCAAAGUAAGCGCAUCGGUCACGACACACACAUACACAUACACUUCAUCAGUGAGUCCCUCCCUCCUUCAUCAUCUCAGCAGUGUAUUUGUCUGUCUGUCUGUCUGUCUGUCUGUCCCCUGGUCGAUCAUUCCAUUGAUGCGAUGCGAUGCGAUGCGAUGCGAUGCAGGGUGCGGUGGGCUGGGGCGGCGACCGACCCGCCGAGCUCGAGGCGCCCGACCCCAUGAAGAUCCUGGUCACUGCAUGCCUGCGCGACAACCCCGCCGAGCGGCCCACCUUCGAACAGAUUCUAGACUACCUGCACAAGCUGCACGAGGCCGCCAACUCGACCGCUGAGGACGCCCUCAUCACCUUCAUGGACGGGCCGUGAAGAAGG
Molecule: messenger RNA, 4748 nt
Organism: Vitrella brassicaformis
Lineage: Eukaryota; Vitrellaceae
Source: the annotation of a GenBank genome assembly